Messenger RNA from Hyalella azteca, 4024 nucleotides. RefSeq names its product ceramide synthase 6-like. The transcript has 3 exons. The coding region runs from base 756 to 1844 and encodes 362 amino acids. Gene Ontology annotation, biological process: ceramide biosynthetic process. Lineage: Eukaryota; Metazoa; Arthropoda; Malacostraca; Amphipoda; Hyalellidae. The record is from RefSeq and is a predicted model, not a curated record. Gene Ontology annotation, molecular function: sphingosine N-acyltransferase activity. Gene Ontology annotation, cellular component: membrane.
UCGUGGUCUGAGUUGGUGGUGCAGUGUUGGGCGCUAGAAAUUCUAUGUAAACAAACUCCAAAGACCGAGCAAUAACCUCGGAAUCUGAAGUGUCAGGUGUCGAUAAAUAUCACAGGAUCUUGUGUGAUUGUAAACCACGUCAUUUAUCAACUCCUGCAAAACUUCAAUUCAACUUCAAUUGUUGCGCUGCCACACUCGCUUCAGAAGACUUACUCCAACCGUGUCAUCACUCACAAGAUCUGAAUUUAAUAUGAACUUGAAUUCCGUAUUUCCAUGAAGAAUUUUCACUGAAAAUUUUGAAUGCUUUUAAUGCGGCAAAUUUUUCGGCGUCUGUCAGCUUCGAAGGAUGACGACUUCUCCUAUCUAGCCUUCCACACAUCUGGAAAUUUUAUUCUUUCAUGACAGACUCCAUUGAUCAUAGCGGGAAACCUUCAAUAGAAGCUUAAAUCAAGACUAAUGAAGAUGAAAACUUAAUGGUGAACUAACUUGCUUACUACAUCGUCGAAGAAGAUAUUUGACAGAAGUGUUCGUAAAAUACUGUUGUACAAUUAUUUUAUUUGUAGAUACCAAUCAAUUUCUCGUCACUUCCUCUCGUGACUUAAUGCUUAGCUUAAAAUUUUAUUAGGCCGUCACGACUAUUUUGGAGUUUUUCUCAAGAACACAUAUUCAGAACAUUGUUUUAAUUACCUUGAAGAACAUAUUUCUGGGUUUUGGUAUUGCUGGUCGCUUCUGGCGACACUACACAUUCAAUCAUCAUGGAUCUUUACAUCGCAUUUUGGGAUAAAAACUUUUGGCUUCCUACAGGUUAUUCAUGGGACGACCUUGACCCUCAGAAAACCAACAAACCUUUUCCAAACUCUGGAGAUCUGUGGGUAUAUCCUUUUAUUUUCGCUGGAUUUUGCGUGUUUCUAAAAUAUUGUAUUUUGAUUCCGUUUGUCUUCGUACCCUUAGGGAAGAGACUUAAAAUUCGUUCUCAGCCUUACAGACAUCCUCCUCACAACUCAAUCCUAGACCAAGUCUACAAGAAGUUCAGGUCUAGGGCUCCUCAUCCUGUCAUCGAAGAGCACGCCAAAAAGCUAGGCUGGACCAAUCGCCAAGUAGACCGUUGGCUGCGCCAGAAAACCGUAUCCCAACAGGCAACUACCAUGGAAAAGUACAUCGACUGUGCCUGGCAGCUCGUAUACUACGUAGGCUUUUGCAUUACUGGCAUCGUGGUACUACACGAUAAACCGUGGCUCUAUGAUGUCAGACAUUGUUGGUACAGUUUUCCGAUGCAGUUUCCACAAUCGGAACUGUGGUGGUAUUACAUGGUCGCCUUAGGCUUCUAUUGGUGUCAGACAGCAACGCACUUCAUGCAACCUCGCAGACACGACUCUGCGCAUAUGCUUUGUCAUCACAUCGUUACAAUUCUGCUAACAUCUUUGUCUUGGGUUUGUAAUUUCGUGAGGAUAGGCUCGCUAAUUCUCUUUUUGCACGAGUGCGCUGAUAUUCCAUUGCUGAUUGCAAAAAUCUGCGGCUAUUGCAAGAGACCUUCUCUCAUGGACAAGUGGUUUGUCGUAUUUGUCAUCUUAUGGAUCGUCACAAGGUUAGGUAUUUUCCCACUACGUCUCAUACGCAGCACGUUAUUUGAAGCUCACGUGCAAGAAGACAAGUUUUAUCCCGUCUACUAUUUGUUCAACGGCUUGAUAUUGUCGAUAUUUUUUAUGCAUCUCAUUUGGACGUACAACAUCCUGCAGGUUAUAGCUAGAAAGUUUUCAUCCGACCACAUUUCGGACGUGAGGUCAUCAGCUAGCGAGAUAUCCAGCGAUGAUGUUGCUUAUCCUGCGACCAAGAAAAAAGAGUGACGCGACUCUAGCUUGUCUCAAGUUUUAUUAUGUGCCUGUUUAACAAAUUUUUAUGUUUUUUGCCUACACUGCUGCUAGUUACUCAUUUAAAGUGCCUAUGGAUGUUUAUAUUUAGAAUGUCAAAUUUUUCGCGUUUUAGUUGCUUUUCUUAUGCCUCAUAUCCAUUUUUAAGAUGCAAGUGUUUUCCUAGUGAAGAAUCUAUGAUGGCGACUUUCAAUAUCUUAGGGAUUUUGAAUAAGGAAAUAUUAAGGUGGACUCAAAUCACUCAAUGUUAGAAUAAUUAAUUUCACUCAUGCUGGCCACAUCACAAUUGAUAAAUUUUUCUUAUUGAACUCAUUCUUGGUGCUUCUAAUAAGCCAGAUUUCAAGAGCGAUUUGAAGUAUCACAAGAUUAAUAUAUUCUUAUUGUGUAACCAAGAUGAUGCAGACCCGCAAAAUAGUGUUAUAAUAGUGGUGGAAAGUUCGAAAAUCUGGUACCAGGAUAUUCGUUUUGAUAACAGAUUAGUUGUUGAGAUUUUAUAACCCUAAAAGAACUGCUACGGUCACUAUCGUUGGAAAGUCAGGAAAUUUUGUAAUAGUGUAUCAUGUUGACCUAUAAGAUAUACGUUAAAUCAACACAGAGGGAAAGUUUAGAAGUCUUCGUAACACGUUGCAGCUGCUGUAUGAAACGGUCGAAUUCCGUCCACUGUCGACGUAAUCCCGUUGCUCUUUUCACAUUAGUACUGUAUUGAUUGUUUCAUUCAUUAUUACAUAAUUGUAUUAAAAUGAAUGAAUACAAUUACUCGACAGGAUUGUCGAACUGUAGCAUGUAUGUAUGUAGUCUAUUUAAUUCACCUCUAAUUUUUAUCAUUUAAGUGAACACUCAAAUACUUUUAACUUAGUAGGCCUAUAACGUUCUGCCUUACGUGAUCCCAAAGCGAUUCCUGUACUCGACAUUCCACAGCAACCAUGAUAAACAUACUACCCGGAUGAUAUAAAUGAUAUACGUUCAUUGAUUAUUCUUGAUUUUUAUUGCUUUUAAGCGGUAUUAAAUUUACACCUGAUGCUGGCCAGGAAUUUCAACCCUGAGAUUCUUUUAGAUCCUCGUGUAGCUUUUAUUGUCACUUGAAAUUUGUUUAUUGCAAAAAUUUUUUUGAAUCUAUCAUUUUCCCAUAAUAUUAGGUAGAUUGUGCCUGCUUUUAUCACUUUGAUUAUUGAGGUAAACCACUGCAAUUUAAAUUGGUCUGAUGUCAACCAUGGAGUAGUUGACCACCAUUGAGGCUCGUAUAGGUAUUCUUUGCACCAUUUUCUUCGUUCACUGCUACCAUUAAAAGUGAUUUCGAUGUUCACUAUAUAUUACGGUUGUUGAAUUUGGUACACUCUUCGAUCCCUGAUGGUCGACACAACAUGUGCGUUAUUUUAAAAAUAAGGUUGCCUUCUAAAAUUUUCACGUAAAUUGUAACCAUUGUAUUUAAUUCAGAAAAAACGCAAUAUUUUGAGACCUCGUAAUAUUGGUCAAUUUAAAAUAACAAUUCAAUGCAGCUGCGCUCUAAAAGCCAUUUUUAUAACAAAUAAUUUUUAACGUUUAUUGAUUUAGCUGUUGAUAAAUCGAAUGACGAAUUUUAACGCACAACGGAAUAUACAUCAUAUUUAACGUAAAGCGCAACGAAUUCGAAUUAAUAUUUUGUAUAUUUUGGUUUACCGUAAUUUCAACCAAACUUUGUUUUCACGCUACAGAAUAGACAAUUUGUUCCGUUAAAAGUUGAAGUUUUAGCUUAUAUGAGUCGUUAGCUAAUGUUUCAGUUCAGUGUAAAGGAUAUGUUACUGAAAUGGUUGUGCUAGGUUAGUGGUUUAUUGGUUUCAUUUGAACUUGACACCUUUCGGUUUUGCAUUAAUAAUAAUUGUGGAAAAUUUCGAGCUUUCAUAUAAAAACAAUAAUAAUUUUAUUUCUAUGCAGAUAUAAUGUUUUUUUAUUUCUAUGCAAUUUCAAGGUUUUGAGAUCAUUUAAGAACUAUGACAAUGUAUGGAUCUACUGUUGGUAUUUUAGAAAGAAGCCUGCAAACCCGGUAGUUUUAAUUCAUCAACUGAGCUCGUCGCAACGCUUUAUUUAUAUUUUUUUAAUGGUGCCUUAUUUCACUUUUACCGGUUGUUUUUGAAAAUUUUGUGUACUGCAGAACGCUUAAUAAAUAUUGUGUCACAAUA